Molecule: messenger RNA, 3141 nt
Organism: Hemiscyllium ocellatum (epaulette shark)
Lineage: Eukaryota; Metazoa; Chordata; Chondrichthyes; Orectolobiformes; Hemiscylliidae
Product: zinc finger protein 729-like
Exons: 3
Coding region: 89-3121 (1010 amino acids)
Biological process (GO): regulation of transcription by RNA polymerase II; central nervous system development
Cellular component (GO): nucleus
Molecular function (GO): DNA-binding transcription factor activity, RNA polymerase II-specific; RNA polymerase II cis-regulatory region sequence-specific DNA binding
Source: RefSeq, a predicted model, not a curated record
GAGCCAGAAAUAGUUAUACGACCUGGAAAGAGGAAUUUACGGCAGGGAGGGGCUCGACACAUGUUUGUGUGCAGCUGAAGUUUUGGCCAUGGAGAAACCUGAGGGAUCCUGCCCCGUAGAGAAACCAUGUAAGUGUGGUGACUGUGGGAAAAGUUUCCAUUUUCCGUCUGCCCUGGAGACUCAUCGGCGCAGUCACACCGGGGUGAGGCCGUUCCUCUGCACAGAGUGUGGUAAGACCUUCAGCAAUUCCUCUGACCUGCUGAAGCACCAACGGGUCCACACGGGGGAGAGACCCUUCAGCUGUCCCAAAUGUGGGAAGGGCUUUACCCAGGCCUCCAGUCUGCUGGCCCACCGGCAGGUCCACACUGGGGAGAGGCCGUUUCUUUGCUCCAAGUGCGGGAAGGCCUUCAGCAAUUCCUCUGCCCUGCUGAGGCAUAAGCGGGGGCACAUUGGGGAGAAGCCUUUCAGCUGCCCUGAGUGUGGGAAGGCCUUCAGCAAUUCCUCCGACAGGCUAAAGCACCAACGGGUCCACACAGGGGAGAAGCCCUUCAGCUGCCCUGAGUGUGGGAAGGCCUUCAGCAAUUCCUCCGACAAGCUAAAGCAUCAGCGGGUCCACACAGGGGAGAAGCCCUUCAGCUGCCUCGAGUGCGGGAAGAGCUUUGCCCACGCCUCCACCUUGCUGACCCACCAGCGGGUCCACACCGGGGAGAGGCCCUUCACCUGCCCAGAGUGCGGGAAAGCCUUCAGCAAUUCAUCCGACAGACUGAAGCACCAGCGGGUCCACACUGGGGAGAGACCCUUCAGCUGCCCUGAGUGUGGGAAGGGCUUUACACAGUCCUCCACCCUGCUGGCCCACCAGCGGGUCCACAGUGGGAAGUGGCCAUUCACCUGCUCUCUGUGUGGGAAGGGAUUCACCCGCUCUUCCCACCUGCAGAGGCACCAGCGAGUUCACAUGCCAUGUCUGAUACAGUUAUACGGCCUGGAAAAAGGAAUUCCCAGCAGUGAGGGGCAGUACAUGCGUUUGUUUGUGGCUGAAGCUUCGGACAUGGAGAAACCGUGGAAGUGUGGUAACUGUGAGAAAGGCUUCCGUACUCCGUCUGACCUGGAGAUUCAUCGGCGCACCCACACCGGGGAGAGGCCGUUCUCCUGUCCCAAGUGCAGGAAGGGCUUUACCCAGGUCUCUGCCCUGCUUAGGCACCAGCGGAUCCACACGGGGGAGAGGCCUUUCAGCUGCCCUGAGUGUGGGAAGGCCUUCAGCGAUUCAUCCUCCCUACUGACCCACCGGCGAGUCCAUACGGGAGAGAGGCCCUUCAGCUGUCACGAGUGCAGGAAGGCCUUCAGCAAUUCCUCAUCCCUGCUGAGGCACCAGCGGGUCCACACGGGAGAGACCCCCUUCAGCUGCCCUGAGUGUGGGAAGGCCUUCAGCCGUUCCUCCACUUUGCUGACCCACCAGCAGGUCCACACAGGGGAGAGGCCCUUCAGCUGUUCUGAUUGCGGGAAGGCCUUCAGCUAUUCCUACUCCCUGCUGAGGCACCAGCGGGUCCACAUGGGGGAGAAGCCCUUCAGCUGCCCCGAGUGCGGGAAGGCCUUCAGCUAUUCUUCCUCCCUGCUGACCCACCGGCGAGUCCAUACAGGGGAGAGGCCCUUCUGCUGUCCCGAGUGCGGAAAGGCCUUCAGCGAUUCCUCCUCCCUGCUGACCCAUUGGCGAGUCCACACGGGGGAGAAGCCCUUCAGCUGCCCUGAGUGUGGGAAGGCCUUCACCCGCUCCGCCCACCUCCGGAGCCACCAGCGACUUCACGUGCCAUCGCAGGGGGACCAGAAACAGCUCUACAGCCUGGAAAGAGGAAUUCACGGUGAGGAGGGGCUCUACACGCAUUUGUGUACAGCUGGAGCUUCGGCCAUGGAGAAACCUGAGGAAUCCCACCCCGUGGAGGAAUCGUGGAAGUGUGGUGACUGCGGGAAAGGCUUCCGUGCUCCAUCUGCCCUGGAGAUUCAUCGGCGCAGUCACACCGGAGAGAGGCCAUUCAUCUGCCCCAAGUGUGGGAAGGCCUUCAGCAAUUCCUCUGCCCUUAUGAGGCACCGGUGGGUCCACACAGGGGAGAGGCCCUUCAGCUGCCCUGAUUGUGGGAAGGACUUCAGUUAUUCUUCUGACCUGCAGACCCAUCGACGGGUCCACACGGGGGAGAGGCCGUUCUCCUGCACUGUGUGUGGGAAGGCCUUCAGCACCUCCUCCACCCUCCUGACCCACUGGCGGGUCCACACUGGGGAGAGGCCAUUCACUUGUUCCGAGUGCAGGAAGGGAUUCACUCAGGAGGGCAAGUUGCGGAUGCACCAGCGGGUCCACACUGGGGAGAAGCCUUUCAGCUGCCCCGAGUGUGGGAAGGCCUUCAACGAUUCCUCUUCCCUUCAGACCCACAAGUGGGUCCACACACAGGAGAGGCCGUUCCCCUGCACAGAGUGCGGCAAGCUCUUCAGCAAUUCCUCCACCCUGCUGAAGCACCAGCGGGUCCACACAGGGGAGAGGCCCUUCAGCUGCCCCGAGUGUGGGAAGGGCUUUACCCAGAUGUCCGUCCUGCUGAUCCACCAGCGGAUCCACAUCGGUGAGAAGCCUUUCUGCUGCCCUGAGUGUGGGAAGGGAUUCACUCAGAAGGGCAACUUGCGCACGCACCAGCGGGUCCACACCGGGGAGAGGCCCUUCAGCUGCCCCGAGUGCGGAAAUGCCUUCAGCGAUUCCUCCACCCUACUGAAGCACCAACGGGUCCACACGGGGAAGAAGCCAUUCCCCUGCCCCGAGUGUGGGAAGGCCUUUAGCAAUUCCUCCGACCUGCUGAAGCACCAGCGUGUCCACACGGGGGAGAAGCCCUUCAGCUGUCCCGAAUGUGGGAAGGCCUUCAGCGAUUCCUCCGCCCUGGUGAAGCACCGGCGGGUCCACACAGGGGAGAGGCCCUUCAGCUGUCACGAAUGUGGGAAGGCCUUCAGCGAUUCCUCCGCCCUGGUGAAGCACCAGCGGGUCCACACGGGGGAGAGGUCCUUCAGCUGCCCCGAGUGUGGGAAGGGCUUUACCCGGGCAGCCACCCUGCGGAGGCACCAAGGAGUUCAUGUGCCAUCACAGGGGGAUUGAAGGAGCGACUGCCGAGUGCC